AUGGCGCGGACAGGGUUCUUCCACCAUAUCGGCACGUUCCUGCUAUUCGCAGCGACCGUGCUGCUAAUCAUAACCGACAUUUCGGCCCCAGUCGUCAAUAGCAUCUCCUUGCUAAAAAUCGAUCUCAAUGGCGCCUCAUCAUCAUCAUUCAAUAAUAACAAUCGGAGCCCAAGUAUCACAUUUGGUACCUUCGGAUACUGUGUGCGCGAUACAUUAGCUUCUGGUCAAGACUUCUGCUCCCAAUCGGAAGUAGGUUACGACCCCGUUUCCGUGGUCGAAGAGAAUGUAAACGGCCUGUCAUUCUCAGACGCAGCAUCGGACUCGGCUAAAGCGCUCACGCGCGUGAUGAUCCUACACCCGAUCGCAACGGGUCUAACCUUCAUCGCCUUCCUCCUCGUCCUCGGCGCCGGCGUCGUCGGCGGGCUCCUCGCCUCACUCGUCUCCCUUCUCGCCUUCCUAGUCACUCUCGUCGCGCUCGUUUGCGACUUCGUAGCCUUCGCUAUCAUCAGGAACAAGAUCAACGACGCGGACUCCGGCAACGCCGCUACCGCCACUUGGGGCCCUGCGAUCUGGACCCUGCUCGUUUCGGCGAUCUGCAGUUUCCUGGCUGUGUUUGUGGUCUUCUUUACGUGCUGUAGCUCCCGCAUGCAUGGCCGCAGGGAAAGGAGGGUCAAGGAUGUGCCCGAGGGGUACGGAACUCCAGCUAGGAGGCGGUGGCGCUGGUCGUAA
Annulohypoxylon maeteangense is the source of this 729-nucleotide messenger RNA. Its product is annotated as pali-domain-containing protein. Lineage: Eukaryota; Fungi; Ascomycota; Sordariomycetes; Xylariales; Hypoxylaceae. Gene Ontology annotation, cellular component: growing cell tip; plasma membrane; cell division site. The record is from RefSeq and is a predicted model, not a curated record. The coding region runs from base 1 to 729 and encodes 242 amino acids. The transcript is spliced from 2 exons.